GUGUGGGGUAUAAGGAAUGUAAAACGAGGAGAAACACGAAACCGAAAGACACGCUCAGAGAUUCGUUCAGCUUCUUCUAAUUUCGAUUUCUGUGAAACUAUUAUAGAAGGUGCAAUAAGAAUGAACAACAAUCAAGCAAAAAAUUUUGGUGCAUCUGCAUCAUCAUCAUCAUUGUUUGGUCCUUUUGGAAUAUCACCACAGUCUCAACAACAACAAUGGAACCAUCUUGUCUCUAGAUCACACCCUCAAACCCAAUUCCAUGGUCAAUUUCAGUUUUCAGAACCACAAUUACAUCCUCAGGGUUUUGCACAAGCUCACUAUGCACAGUUGCAGUCUCAGGCAGCACUUGCUUCUUUACAAUCAUCACAAACUCAACCUGUUACUCCAUUGCAUAAUGCCAAUACCAAUACUAAUGUUGUAUCGACUCCGGCUACCGGUGGCUCCAAGCGAGCAGGAACUCAAAGGAACUUGUUGCGGACUCCAGGUUCGUCUGGUGCGAACCAAAAUGUGCCGGAUAAGACAAUGGAAUUGACUCCUGCUUCUCGGCGAAGGAUGAGAGAGUUACCGGAGAAGCAGAUGUUGGAGAAAGUGGCUACGAUUCUGCCUGAGUCUGCUCUUUAUACUCAAUUGCUUGAUUUUGAGGCUCAGAUGGAUGCUGCAUUGGCUAAGAGAAAGCUUGGUAUGCAGGAGGCUAUUAGAAGUCCCCCCCAUGUUCAGAAAACUCUGAGAGUUUAUGUGUUUAAUACGUUCUCGAAGCACACAAAAACUGACUCUGAGGAGGAUAAAACUGUUGAGGAAUCUUCUUGGUCUUUGAAGAUAAUUGGAAGGGUAUUGGAAGAUGGGAACGAUCUUUUGUCUGGAAUUUUGCAGAGAUCAAGUCCUUCUGACACAAAGUUUUCUGAUUUUUUCAAGAAAAUUACUAUAUGCUUGGAUCAGAACCUUUAUCCUGAAAAUCACAUUAUUGUGUGGGAUAGUGCUCAUUCGCCUAAACAACAGGAUGGCUUUGAGGUUAAGAGAAAAGGAGACAAAGAAUUCACUGCAGUUAUCAAAUUAGAUUUGAAAUAUUCACCUGAGAAGUUCAUGGUCUCAGCACCAUUGUCUAGACUCUUAGGGGUUGAGGUCGAGACUCGCCCGAGAAUAAUAGCUGCUCUUUGGCAUUAUGUGAAGUCCAGGAAGCUACAAUGUGCCGAUGAACCUUCAUUCUUCAUCUGUGAUCCUUACCUCCAAAGGGUUUUCGGGGAAGAGAAGAUGGGAUUCACCACGGCUGCUCAGAAGUUGUUAGAGCAUUUGUCACAACCAAAGCCUAUAUAUUUGGAGCAUAACAUCAAGCUUUCUGGAGACUGCCCAUCUGGAACUGCAUGCUACGAUGUACAGGUUGACAUGCCUAUUCCAAUGCAGAAAGAAAUGUCUGCAUUCUUGGCUAGCAACAGCAUUGAGAGUAACAAAGAGAUUGAAACUCAAGAUGAGAUGAUUUCCGCUAACCUAAAGAAGAUCCAAGAGCAUCGUAGAAGACGUGCUUUCUUUCUUAGCUUUAGUCAGUCUCCAGCAGAGUUUAUCAAUGCUACAAUUGCUUCUCAGAGCAAGGGUCCAAAACUUGUUGCUGGGGAUGCCGGCCGUAAUUCUGAAAAGGAGCAGUGUCCUGAAUUUUAUAAUCAACCAUGGGUUGAGGAUGCUGUCAUUCGGUACUUGAACCGCAAAGGUGCUGGAAGAGAUGCUCGUGAGGGCAACUAAGAGAGACUUGUAGAUUUCUAUCUUUUCUAUCUUUUCCCCCUGUAAUAUUGGUUAGGAAGAAAGGUUAUUUGGAUACACAACCCGAAGAAUAGAAAAAGGAACAAAAGUUAAAAGUAGGAACAAAGAAAAUUUUGAGUGGAAAUCAAGGUGGCUGAUUCACCAUGAUGGUUUAGCAAUUGGUUAUAUAAUUGAACAUUGUACAAAGUUUCUCAAAAUGCACAUUCAUGAAUUUUGGU
Medicago truncatula (barrel medic) is the source of this 1967-nucleotide messenger RNA. Its product is annotated as SWI/SNF complex component SNF12 homolog. Bases 121 to 1731 code for a protein of 536 amino acids. The record is from RefSeq and is a predicted model, not a curated record. NCBI's taxonomy places the organism in Eukaryota, Viridiplantae, Streptophyta, Magnoliopsida, Fabales, Fabaceae. The transcript has 3 exons.